AGAAAACUUGCUGCUUUGUUUAUACUUGUUGCAAUGACGACCAUCACUGAAUUGAAAUGCGCCGUGAGAGAAACGCUGGAGUCCCGCGGAGUGCUGGGCCAACUGAAGGCUCGCAUCCGGGCAGAAGUGUUCGAUGCCCUCGAUGACCAACGCGAACAGCGCCCGCCGCUGUCCCACGAAAAUCUGCUCAUCAACGAGCUCAUCCGGGAGUACUUGGUGUUCAACAAGUACCGACACACGGCAUCGGUUCUGACAGCAGAGUCGGGCCAGCCCCAAGUUCCCCUGGACAGAAAGUUUCUGGCGAGCGAGCUGAGAGUUGCUGAGGAUAUGAGCUCCAAGUCGGUGCCUCUUUUGUAUGGUUUGGUGUCGCACUUCCUGAAUAGCAGUGAUGAUGGAAGGACGGUGUUCCUAAGGGGCACUUCUCUCCCCGGAGGCCCCACUGCAAGCAACACAGGACACGUAGCUGACGGGUAACACAUGAAGCAAAGCACAGUGGACCAAAAAUGUGCCAAUGGCAUGUGGUGGGACUCACCCCAUCAAUCAUCAUCAUUUUUUUAUUAUUUAUGAGCAUAGAGCUCAUAAGUUGUGCGUUGUGCAUUUGCAACUAAUUUUUUUUUGUUUUAUAUUGUUUUGAUUAUUUUUGCAUUUGUUCGGCUGCUUCCUUCAUUUUUUUCCAUUUUAUUCGUUAUUGUAUUUAAAAUAAAUAUUUACUUAAGCCAUUCAAAUCCAUAGGUUGGUAAGAAUGCACUAUAUUUACUCCGUUACAGUUACUCAAGUAACAUUUGGGAUGAAUUGUAUUUGUCAGUGUAAUUUUAAUGCUUCAUACAUUUUCUUUUUCCUUCAGUAUUUAUGUUCAGAAGAAACUGUACUUUACCCCAUUACAAUAAUCUACAUGCCCAUUGCUACUUUUAUUGAUCAAUUAUUGCUCAUUUAUCAAUGAAUGCGUACACGAUCUAUUUGUUUAGACAUCAUCUUCGACUUCUGCAUUGGUUGCAUUUGCGCCAAUCCAAUGAACCACUAGUGACGUUUGACUCCAGUUCACCAAUCAAACAGCACAAGGCAGUCGCAUGCCCGCACACAACAUCUUCUAUUGUGCUUCGCGGGCCUGCCAAAGUGACUCUCGUGUGACUUGUUUACAUUUCAGACCACGAAAAACAACAGCUUUGUCAUGCAGUUUAGUCUUGUUUCUGUCCAACCUUGGACAUUUUAGAUAUUUUUGUUCUUUUGUCCAUAUGGCAACAAUAGCCCUAUUUUAUGGUCAUAAGUAACUGUAAAACAUGGAGCUUUCGGGGUGCGUGCUAUAGUCUGUCUCGCUUGCACGCAUGGACGCACGCACACGCAGUCUGUCUAUCUUCCACACAGCAAGGAAACCCCCACCAUACACAAUACGGCUGGAUGGAGUCCACGAAAGAAAAUACAAAUUAGAUGUUUUUUUAACCUUCACACCGUGGUAAAAAAAAAUAUAUUAUUUUUUUUCGAGUGUAGUGCAAGUACCAUAAAAAAAUAUCCACUAAAAAGCUUAUACUUUAGCAAUAAAUCUGGUCAACAAGCAGCUUCUUCAUUCAGUCAUUUCAGUGAAUAAAGCAAAUAAAGUUUCUGUAAGGCCCUAUGCGUGUUCUUGCUUUUUGGGCAUUUGAAAUGGUCAUAGUCAAUCCCACCACACUGCAGUUGAACAGCCGUGUUCACGGCCCUUGUCCUGCAUGCUUCUUCUCCUGUCCUUGUCCUGUUCUAUCUUGUCCUCUCCUACCCUCACAGAGUGUAGCACUACAGCCCCAUACAACACUCAUAGCUAAUGUUUCAUUGUUGUAGUAUGUAAUGAUUUACUUUUCUCAUCCUGUUUAAAAUUAGUGCUUUGUCUUUUGUCUUAGUUUCUCUCUCCACUCUAGAACUUGGUUCUGUUUGACUGACUGACUGACUCUGAUGCUCAAUAGACAUGAAUUAUAAUACUAAGAAAUCACAGCGGCAGCUUAAAAACUCCAGUGUGACACAGUAAAACUGUUCCGGCAUAAAAGGGAUGCAGAUUCUCCAUUUGAACAGGGGUUAUUAGACUUUUUAUGUCCACCGUAGCUUUGUUCCUGUUUUGCAAUCGCUGCCUGGUGAGCCUGUACUUUUUACAAGUGGAAACAAAAUUGUGUAUGACCAUUCUCCUUAAUUUGUUAUUUUAUAAAGAUUUUAUUCAUAGUUUAUUUUAUAAAUAUAUUGUUUAUUAUGUUAUAGAUUAAGUGAUAGUGUUCGGAAAUAUUUGAAUUUGCACCUUUUAUUUAGUUUUUUACAUUUUGACUCAUGCUAUUAUUUUUUUUAAAUAAAUCAGAUGUUACCAGUUA
Messenger RNA from Phycodurus eques (leafy seadragon), 2324 nucleotides. RefSeq names its product centrosomal protein 20 (gene cep20). The transcript is spliced from 4 exons. Gene Ontology annotation, biological process: cilium assembly; microtubule anchoring. Gene Ontology annotation, molecular function: protein binding. Lineage: Eukaryota; Metazoa; Chordata; Actinopteri; Syngnathiformes; Syngnathidae. Bases 34 to 474 code for a protein of 146 amino acids. Gene Ontology annotation, cellular component: ciliary basal body; motile cilium; centrosome. The record is from RefSeq and is a predicted model, not a curated record.